Loxodonta africana (African savanna elephant) is the source of this 1043-nucleotide messenger RNA. It is a transcript of the gene C5H4orf36, whose product is annotated as chromosome 5 C4orf36 homolog. Bases 690 to 1043 code for a protein of 117 amino acids. The transcript is spliced from 3 exons. The record is from RefSeq and is a predicted model, not a curated record. NCBI's taxonomy places the organism in Eukaryota, Metazoa, Chordata, Mammalia, Proboscidea, Elephantidae.
AGCCGGACCCUUCGCCCCAGGCUCUGAGGGCGCCGAGGCUUCGACCCUUCCUGAGAACUGGUUUCUACGAGGAACUGUGACAUCCAGGGAAGAGAAGGAGACUCGCCCUUCAAAAGUGUGGGUGGGAGGGCAAGUGGGAGUGCUGCUUCAAGUUUGCCAAUUUUUUAGUUCAUAUUUUUGAAUGACAGAAAACCUGGGAAAGUUUGCAUCGUUUAAAGGGCUGGAGCCGGGAGCGCGAAGUUCCUGUGCUGCGGAGCUAUUUGUGUUUUAACAUUGCCACACUCAAGCACGUUUUGGUGAUGCAGCGCUUGAGCUACUUUGGCAGGUUCAGUCAAUGACAAAAUACCGUGACAAAAUAGAGAUCCUGUUAACCGAUUCCCCGUCUCAAGAUGACAAAUCUUAGCUGGAAUUUUCUCCUUACAUGGUGUCAAGAAAUCAUAAAAGGAAUUCAUGGAAAAUAAAAGAGAACACAGCGCUACUUUAGGGAUUCAGGCUCAAUGAAUCUUUUUAAUGGACUUUUGACGUUUACUCUUCAGUUCUUUUUCUUAAUCUUUUUGUUAUUUAGCUAUGUGAAUAUUCAAGUGAAAGCAUUUGAUUUGGUGCAUUGCAAUCAUUUCAGGCAAAGUGAACAGAGUAUCUGCCAUUCCAUCAGGCACCUAUGCAAGGAAAUCGGACUAUAAUAAUUAAUCAUGGCUUAUGGCUUGUCAAGAAAGAACACAGUGAAAACUCUUUUGGGGGGCGGUUGUUUUAAUGUACAGGAACCUUGGGAUCUUGCACUGCUUACGAAGACCUGGUAUGAGAACCUAGCCAACAUCAGGUUGCCUUUCUUAGAAGAAAUUGCUUUUGGUAGUCCUAUAAAGCUCACAGAAUGUAACACUUUUAAGAAUGGUCUGCUCCCCUCAGCGGAAACCAUCAAAAUUGAAAGGAAGCAUGAAAUGAAGCGCCUAGAAAACCUCAUAUGUCAGAAAAACGUAGCUGAGGAAAUUCAGUUUUCCCUAAGGGACAGGCCAGUUGGUUUGAGAAGACCUCUUCCACCUAAAUGA